This is a messenger RNA of Conger conger (European conger), 378 nucleotides long. Its product is annotated as protein S100-P-like. NCBI's taxonomy places the organism in Eukaryota, Metazoa, Chordata, Actinopteri, Anguilliformes, Congridae. Gene Ontology annotation, cellular component: cytoplasm; extracellular exosome. The transcript is spliced from 2 exons. Gene Ontology annotation, biological process: endothelial cell migration. The record is from RefSeq and is a predicted model, not a curated record. Bases 50 to 328 code for a protein of 92 amino acids. Gene Ontology annotation, molecular function: transition metal ion binding; calcium ion binding.
CUUGUUCUCACGUCGGUCCUGCGUUCGUCUGUAUCAGAAAACUGCAAUCAUGACCCAGCUGGAGACCGCCAUGGCAAUUCUCAUGCAGACUUUCGACAAGUAUGCAGGCGUCGAGGGGAACAAGGGCACACUGACCAAGUCUGAGCUGAAGACCAUGAUGGAGAAAGAGCUACCCGCCUUGAUAAAGAAUGCUAAGAGCCAGGUUGAGGUGGACAAGCUAAUGAAGGCCCUGGACCACAAUGGAGACUCGGAGGUGGACUUCAAUGAGUUUAUCAUCCUGGUUGCUGCCAUGACCUGCGCAUGCCAUGACCGCUGCCCCAAGAAAUAAACAGGCCUCCCCCAAAACCCAUGAAGGGAAUAUGUUUACAUUGUGAAAUG